Messenger RNA from Durusdinium trenchii, 2219 nucleotides. The record is from the annotation of a GenBank genome assembly. Lineage: Eukaryota; Dinophyceae; Suessiales; Symbiodiniaceae.
UUUUGGCUCAGGGUUCGGAACGCGUCCGCCACACUACUCCUCACACAUCGUCCACGUGGGACAGCCUCCCUUGGUAAGCGUCCAUGGCGACCGCAAGGCCUGUGGUGUCCAUCUACAACUUCGAGAACCCCUCGGAGAAGACCGGCACGAUGCCCAUGCCAGUGGUGCUGCAGUCGCCUCUGCGGCCGGACCUGGUGCGCGAGGUGCACCGAGACAUGGCCAAGAACAAGAGGCAGGCCUAUGCCGUGAAGCCCAAGGCCGGCUACGACACCGCGGCGGAAUCCUGGUGCACCGGCCGCGCCGUGGCGCGUAUUCCCCGCGCGCCGGGCGGCGGCACUCACCGCGCAGGGCAGGCUGCCUUCGGCAACCAGGCGCGCGGCGGAGGGAUGUUCAACCCGACGACCAUUUGGCGCCGUUGGCAUCGAAGGGUGAACGUCACCAAGAAGCGCCACGCCGUGGCCUGCGCCUUGGCCGCCAGCGCCCUGCCGCCUCUGGUGAUGGCUCGAGGCCACAAGAUCAACCAGGUGGCUGAACUUCCCCUGGUGGUGAGUGAUGGCAUCCAGUCCUUGACCAAGACCAAGCAGGCCAAGGAGGCCUUGAAGAAGCUGGGCUGCGGCGAGGAGCUGCAGAAGGUCAUUGACUCCAAGAGCAUCCGCGCCGGACAGGGCAAGGCACGCAACCGCCGCUACGUGAAGCGUUUGGGCCCAUUGGUGAUCUACAAUGAGGACAACGGCAUCACCCGCGCCAUGCGCAACAUCCCCGGCGUGGAGUGCGCCCACGUGGACCGCCUGAACCUGCUGCGUUUGGCACCGGGAGGCAGCUUCGGGCGCUUCGUGAUCUUCACUGAGGGCGCGUUCAAGAAGCUCUCGGACAUCUAUGGAACCUUGAAGAGCGGCGCCCCCAAGAAGAAGGGCUACACCUUGCCCCGAGCUGCCAUGGCCAACGCGGACCUCGCGCGUAUCAUCAACAGCACUGAGGUGCAGUCCGUGCUGCGGCCCAAGAUGGAGCGAUACACUCACGGCAUCAAGCGCAACGCCUUGAAGAGCAAGGAGCUCAUGGAGGAGCUGAACCCGGGCUCCACGGAGCGCAGGGCCGUGCAGCUGAAGUCCUCCCAGAAGGGCACUCCGGAGUACGAUGAGGUGCAGAAAAAGAAGAAGGCCCGCAUCGAAGAGUCCAAGAAGUACAACAAGGAGCACAAGAAGGGCGAUGAGACUUUCUACAAGACCUUGAUGAAGGCUUUUGAGGCGAAGGCUGCCGCUGAUGCGGCCAAGAAGGCUGCCGAGAAGGCUGACGACGAGGAGGAUGACGCAUGGCCAGGUGCCCUCGCCAAGCAGAAGUUGGCCGCACGCCCAGUGGCGCCCACAGGUUUGCCGAGCGAUAUCAUUAGGAACUGCUGCCCCAACGACGCCGGGGUCAGCUUGGGCUGCUGCCCGGGCGGCGGCAGUGUGGUGCCUGCGCCGGAGGUGGCGAGCGUGGCCAAGGACUCCAAGAGGCUGUGUGAAAACAACCCCGCUUGCGCUGAACUGAACUUGAAGGGCCUGUGCUGCCCCAAUCCUGCGGGUGCGGCCCUAGGCUGCUGCGACUCAGAGAUUGAGAAGCAGGACAUGUUGGGCGCGGGGCCAGCGCCCGAGUUGGCGCCCCCUGCUCUGGAGCCAGGUCCCUUGAUGACUUUCUACCUCUACCGUGUGGACAACGAUCAGAGGUACAAGUUGAACGGCGUGAACAUGGCGAACUUGUUGGGUGAUGUGUGGUAUUUGCACAACGAGGUGGUCUUCAACUGCCCGAGGAAGUUCAACAUCUCUCGCUUGACCCGCUUCAAAGUGUCCUAUCGCGCCACCCGGGAGCUGCGUGGCCAGGAAAAGAACUUCGACCACUUCGUGGCAUUCGACAAGGCCAAGUGCACCGUGCCUGGCUGCAGCCAGCUCCACUGGGAUCCCUUGGGCUACGUCUUGGGCUGCACGAAGAACGACCCUGGCCGUGUGGCGCUGCCUGGUGAGGCGGCCUGGUACUCCUUGCCUGGGACCUGUCCCAGCAAGUUCUACUUCCAGAAGAGUGCCAGCUGCAUCCAGAACGAGCCCGGCGGCCAGUGCAAGGGCAAGGAGGUGGGGCGUUCAGGGUGGGAACGGGUGAUGGUGAUAUUGACAGCUGUGGCUGAAAGUUGCGGAACGUCACCCCGCAGUCCAGCAAUUUUUGAGACAUGUGACAUGAUGUUCCAGUGA